UGCAGUAACUGUAUGAUUACGAAGCUGUCAUUGCGACGUCGUAUUAAAAAUAUUUUGUUGUGUUUGUCUAAAGUAGUUAUACCGUAUUUUAUUAUUAUACUAUUUGAGUUAUACUUUGUAUAUUUCUUUAAAAAGUAGUUUUACUUUAAACAUUUAUUAUUAGAAACAGAAAAAAUGACUCGACAUGCUAGAAAUUGCACCGCUGGUGCAGUGUACACAUAUCACGAGAAGAAAAAGGAUGCUGCUGCUUCUGGAUACGGGACUCAAAGCGAAAGAGUCGGAAAAGAUUCUGUGAAAAGUUUCGAUUGUUGCAGCUUAACCUUACAGCCUUGCAGAAAUCCAGUCGUGACGAAAGAUGGUUACUUAUUUGACAAGGAAGCUAUUUUGGAAUACAUUAUCACUAAAAAGAAUGAAUACACACGAAAAUUGAAACAGUACGAGAAGCAGUUGAAAAAAGAACAAAAUGAGUUGAAAGAGCUGGCAGCCGCCGAAAAGGAAGCAAAUUUGGUGAAAUUUAUGAGCAGAGAAAAGAAUAUUUCACAUAGCAAAUCUUCAGACAACCAGCCAUCAAGUUCUGUCUCCAAUCUAGCCAAUGGCAAACAUAAAGAACUACCCAGUUUUUGGAUACCAUCCCAGCUUCCCGAUGCGAAGAUUGCAAAAAUGGACAAACCUGAUCCAACUGUUUAUUGUCCCAUAAGCGGCAAACCUUUAAAAAUGAAGGAUUUGAUAGAAGUGAAGUGGACGUUGGUAAAUGAUCCAGAUGACAAAAAGUCACUCAUAGCUAAGGAGAAUAGGUACAUGUGUCCAAUUACACAUGAUAUACUAAGCAAUGCAGUGCCAUGUGCAAUUAUCAGAACUAGUGGCCAUGUCGUCACAAUGGAGUGCGUGGAGAAGAUCAUCAAGAAAGACUGGCUGCAUCCUUUAACCGGCGAAAAACUGAAAGAAAAGGACAUUAUACCUCUCCAGAGGGGAGGCACGGGCUAUGCACUUACUAAUCAAAAUCUAGAAGGGAAGAAUGAAAGACCUGUGCUACAAGCUUAGAAAAUGUUUAUUAUAGUUAUUACUAUUGGUAUUUAAUAAAUUUAUGUUUUCU
Molecule: messenger RNA, 1093 nt
Organism: Melitaea cinxia (Glanville fritillary)
Lineage: Eukaryota; Metazoa; Arthropoda; Insecta; Lepidoptera; Nymphalidae
Product: nitric oxide synthase-interacting protein homolog
Exons: 2
Coding region: 175-1041 (288 amino acids)
Biological process (GO): protein ubiquitination
Cellular component (GO): nucleus
Molecular function (GO): ubiquitin protein ligase activity
Source: RefSeq, a predicted model, not a curated record